This is a messenger RNA of Prorocentrum cordatum, 745 nucleotides long. The record is from the annotation of a GenBank genome assembly. Lineage: Eukaryota; Dinophyceae; Prorocentrales; Prorocentraceae.
AGGCCAGCGGCGCGCGCGCGGGCUCGCCGGCCAACGCGAGCGGGAGGCAGCUGGCCGCCGCGGCGCAGCGCGGCCGCUGCGCGGCGAUCCUCCGCGACGCCGGGACCGACAGUGCGGCCCUGGAGCGGUCGUUCCGGCGCGCGGACGCGAAGCGCCGCGUAGCCGAGGCGAUGAAGUCAGAGUACGAGCAGAACGUUGUGUACAACAAGCAACAGGCGAAUGCCUUGUCUCAGCUUUUGCAGCGGCUGGACAAUGUCUCACAGGAUGCUGCGGGCUUUCGCACACGGGCGGGACGCAUACUUCAGGGCCACGUCGAGGAGCUGCUGGCGCUCGCCAGCGACCUGGCGCCGCAGCCCAGCGCGGACGAGCAGCACACGGCGCGGCUCGUUCGCAGCCUGGCCCAGAAGGUGCGCAGCCACCAGCUCUGUUUGCAGCUCCAGCGCGCCCGCGCCCUGGAGCUGAAGGGCGCGGUGGACGCGGCCGACGAGAGGCUCCUGAGGCUGCUGCUGGCCGACGCCGAGCGCAACCGCCACCGGGUGGUGCACCUGCGCGCGGAGGAGCAGCUGCUGGGGAGCCUGGCGUUCGCCAGGGCGAACGACCGCGAUCUGGGGAAGGUGUUCUUCGAGAAGGCCACCAAGCUGUGCUCCGACGACGGCCUUGGCUCCUCGCCGGACCCGGGCGCGGCGCGCCUGCCCCGGCCGCCGGCGUGAGCAGCGGGGGGCGCCGCGGGCGCGGCGGGCGCGGG